AGUUUGAACAUUGCCGGACCUUUGAAUUCCUGUAUUACUUGCUUUGUGAGAUUUUAUUUCGUGCGUCAGUGUUUGUUUGGCGUCAGUCUGAUGUCCCAAGCGUAUUUGGAGAAGUGUCUGGUACUUCGUGUGUGCACCAACGCUUGAGUCAAGAAUUUCAAAUAAACAGAGGUGCGUGUGUGCGCGCGCGCGCGCAGAAAGAGAGAGCGAGCGAAAGAGAGAGCGCUUGCAUGUGUGCUGCACAUAUUAUAUUCGGAAUAGUAAUCAGAGAAUUCAUCCGGCUAAAUGUGUGUUCAAAAAUAAUAAGACCCGCAGCCUGGAAGCUGUCUUGUCUAUCUAUUAGCUACAGAUAUUUAAUUCAUACAGAGUACAGCAGUAGCAGAAAUUUGGAAAUGAUAAACAUUCUCAGGUGAAUGGAGACUACAAGACCGUAUUUUAGAAAAUAAAAAGCUGAAUGCACUGGAGAUGAGCUGGUGUAAUUCAGUCAUUGACUACUGAUUUUGUCUGUGGCGCUCGCCACAACACGCAUCGGAGACGAACUAAGGAGCGCGUGCCUGUUGGACUCAGGAGUUGACAAGAGAUCGAAGUCGGACCUCCUGGCUCACACAAGAAGAUAAUGGGCACACUCCGGGACCUCCAGUUCGCCCUGCAGCUAAAGAUCGAAGAGCUGCGCCAGCGUGACACCCUCAUUGAUGAGCUCGAGUUGGAGCUGGACGCCAAGGACGACUUGAUCCACCGACUUCAGGGGGAGUUGGACCGCUACAGGGCAACCCUUUCUCCUCCGGGGCCUUCCACAGCAGCAGGGCCAUCUGCACCCCCUGAUGAGCCCCAGCGCACAAAGAGACAGGCCAUUUCUGCUGAGCCCACGGCCCUGGACCUGACACAGCUCAAACAUGUCACCCUGACCAGCUACAGCAAGAGCAAAGAGUCUCAGCAGUUGAUCCAGACGGCCCUGCUUGAGAACGACUUCAUGAAGCACCUCGAGCAAGGGCAGAUCCUGGCCAUAGUGGACUGCAUGCACCCCACGACUGUGGCUCAGGGGUGCUGCGUCAUCCAGGAGGGGGACGAUGGCUCGCUUGUCUACGUGUUAGAAGAGGGGAAGGUGGAGGUAACCAAGGAGGGUCAGAAGCUGUGCACCAUGGACCCGGGGAAGGUGUUCGGAGAGCUGGCCAUCUUAUACAACUGCACCCGUACCGCCACCGUCACAGCCUUAACUGAUAUCAAACUGUGGGCAAUUGAUCGGCAGUGUUUCCAGACCAUCAUGAUGCGGACCGGCUUGAUCAGGCACUCUCAGUACAUGGAAUUCCUCCACAGUGUGCCUUCCUUCCAAACCCUGCCUGAGGAUGUGCUCAGCAAAGUGGCCGAUGUGUUGGAGGAGACCCACUACAGUGAUGGGGAUUACAUAAUUCGGCAGGGGGCCACUGGAGACACCUUCUUCAUCAUCAGUGAGGGCCAGGUAAAUGUCACCAAGCAGAAAACAACUAGUGAGGAGCCAGCUUUCCUGUCCACUCUGUCCAAAGGUGAUUGGUUUGGAGAGCAGGCUUUGAAAGGGGAAGAUGUGCGGACCGCUAAUGUUGUCGCAGUGGGAAAUGUGACGUGCCUCGUCGUUGACAGAGAGACUUUUAAGCAGCUGAUAGGAGGCCUGGAAGACGUAAGCAAAAAGGCGUAUGAGAGCGAUGAAGCCAAAGCUAAGGUGGAGGCGGAGGCUGCCUUCUUCUCCAACGUGUCCCUCGGUGAUUUCCGGGUGAUCUGCACUCUCGGAAUGGGGGGGUUCAGUCGCGUGGAGCUGGUGCAGCUGAAGAACGAUCCCAGUCGGUCCUUCGCGAUGAAGGUGCUGAAGAAGAGGCACAUCCUGGACACCAGCCAGCAGGGCCACAUCCUAUCGGAGAGACGCAUCAUGAUGGAAGCGGUCAGCCCGUUUACCGUCAGGUUGUACCGUACCUUCAGAGACGCCAAGUUCCUGUACAUGCUAUUGGAGGUCUGUUUAGGCGGGGAGCUGUGGACACUGCUGAGAGACAGGGGCUCCUUCGACGACAGCACCACACGCUUCUACACCGCCUGCGUGGUGGAGGCCCUCAACUUCCUCCACUGCCGCGGCAUCAUCUACCGGGACCUCAAGCCGGAAAACAUCAUUCUGGACGAGCGCGGAUAUGCCAAACUGGUGGACUUUGGCUUUGCAAAGAAGGUGGGCCUGGGGAAGAAAACGUGGACCUUCUGUGGGACCCCGGAGUAUGUGGCCCCCGAAAUCAUCCUGAACAAGGGCCACGACGUGUCGGCGGACUGCUGGUCCCUGGGCAUCCUGAUAUUUGAGCUGCUGAGUGGGAGCCCCCCAUUCUCAGGCUCAGACCCCAUGAAGACAUACAACAUCAUCCUGCGGGGGAUCGACAUGGUGGAGUUCCCCAAGAAGAUCACCAAGAGCGCUGCGAACCUCAUCAAGAGACUCUGCAGGGACAACCCGUCAGAGAGACUAGGCAACCAGAAGAAUGGGGUUAAGGACAUUCAGAAGCACAAAUGGUUUGAAGGCUUCAACUGGGAAGGCAUUCGCAAAGGAACCCUGACCCCUCCAAUCAUGCCUAUUGUUAGCGGUCCCCUGGACACUAGAAAUUUUGACAGCUUUCCUUAUGACAACGAGGACCCGCCCCCUGAUGAGGAGUCUGGCUGGGACAUAGAGUUUUGAUCAAACAGAUCUGAAUUGCUUUGAUGUUGGUGGAAGAAUGGAGAAAUACAGGGAACUGGACUUGUCUGGCGUGCGCUGGACUAUUUUUUUAUUAGAUGGGCAGCAGUGCCUGCGUGAUUGUAGGUCAGCAGGACCCUACAUUGGGAGCAAGCAUCAAAAGAAAGCCAUGCUAUUUUUCAAGACAAUAAGACUGAAGGGCUUAAAAAUGUUUUUACAAUUGUGUUUUGAUUCAGUAUUUUGUAAUUAACUCAGUUCUUUCAUGACUUAACUUUUUUUCCCCCGAGUACAGAUUCAGUCAACUUUGUGUUUGUACUGGAGCAAAACUAAAGCAUGUCAUGACGUGCAAAUUGUUUUGAGUGUUUUGAAUCUUUUUUUUGUUCAUUUUUAUGGCGUGUAGCCUACUACACCUGAUAGACGGGUGCUAGGUAACUAACAGAAAGAGGCAGAGGUGGAGCUAAAGGAUUGAAAGGAAGGAAGAUGGCAACAUUGCCCACCUUCCAUCAAAUAAUCAUAUAUACAGUUGUAAAGAUAUUGAGCAUAAAGACUACAGAUCACUGAUAAUCAGAUAUAGCCUACAGUAAAACAGAAGUUCUGUUUACUGUAUGACCUUGUCACGGCAAAUAUUGUAUAUGUUGUGCAUUUAAUAUGCUAAUGUAUGCCUUCUAUAUAUGGGUUAUAGCCGCAAUUUAAAGUUUUAGGCAUUGCGUUUCGUUUUUAUGUAUUUUGCAUAGUUUCGCAUGGUAUUGUUAAUUUGUGUCCCAUGGAUAAUACGAUUAUUUUAAUAACAACCUGAAUUAAGUAUGGUAUUUUAUUAGCUAAAGUAAUUGUCCCUCUUUUAUAAUGACGUAAAUCGGGAGAGGAGGAAGGG
Molecule: messenger RNA, 3545 nt
Organism: Anguilla rostrata (American eel)
Lineage: Eukaryota; Metazoa; Chordata; Actinopteri; Anguilliformes; Anguillidae
Gene: prkg1l
Product: protein kinase cGMP-dependent 1, like
Exons: 20
Coding region: 617-2677 (686 amino acids)
Biological process (GO): protein phosphorylation
Molecular function (GO): cGMP-dependent protein kinase activity; ATP binding
Source: RefSeq, a predicted model, not a curated record